Molecule: messenger RNA, 234 nt
Organism: Arabis nemorensis
Lineage: Eukaryota; Viridiplantae; Streptophyta; Magnoliopsida; Brassicales; Brassicaceae
Source: the annotation of a GenBank genome assembly
AUGAAGAGGAGAAGAUUAAACAGUUACGGGGAGAAACUUGCCAUUACCUACGGGUUGAUCAAAACUUCAGAAGGAACAACUCUUAGAGUUUACAAGAACCUAAAAAUUUGUGUGGACAGUCACAAUGCAGCGAAGUUGAUUUCUAAAGUCAUGGAAAGGAAAAUAGUUGUUUGGGACAACAAAAGAUUUCAUCAUUUCAAGAAUGAGUUUUGUUCUUGUGGAGACUACUGGUAA